AUCUGAAAGAUAGGCAAAGAAAAAACCCAACCUACAAUGGCUAAUUACGGGCAAUGGAGCAGCUUCUACAGAAAUCGUGUACCCCACAAGAUAACAGCCGUGAUUGAUAAAGCGCCAUCGAAUAUAUCGACUUACGGAUUCCCAAUGUUGGUUAGUUUUCACUCGUUCGCAGCGUCAUGCAAAAGUGCCGAGCUCCGAUUCCGUUUCAUCUCAUAGCUGGGAUCCUUGUGAUCCUGGAAGCAUCUCGCGUAGAGGCUGCCGCCCCCCGGCAGCCGGACAGUCGGAUUGUGAACGGGCGCGAGGCCGCCGAGGGCCAAUUUCCGUACCAACUCUCGCUACGCCGCCAAACGGUCCACAUCUGCGGCGCCUCGAUCCUCUCCAGCAACUGGGCCAUUACGGCCGCCCAUUGCAUCGACGGCCAUGAGCAGCAGCCGCGGGAAUUCACCCUCCGCCAGGGCAGCGUCAAGCGUACCUCGGGCGGCACUGUUCAGCCGGUGAAGUCCAUCUACAAGCAUCCGGCCUACGAUCGGGCGGACAUGAACUACGACGUGGCCCUUCUGCGAACGGCGGACGGUGCGCUCAGCUUGCCGCUGGGCAAAGUGGCGCCCAUUCAGUUGCCCACCGUGGGCGAGGCUAUCUCGGAAAGCAUGCCCGCCGUUGUCUCCGGCUGGGGACACAUGAGCACCUCCAAUCCCGUCCUGUCGCCGGUACUCAAGAGCACUACGGUGCUGACAGUCAACCAAGAGAAGUGCCACAACGAUCUGCGCCAUCACGGAGGCGUCACCGAAGCAAUGUUCUGCGCGGCCGCCAGAAACACAGACGCAUGCCAAGGCGACAGCGGAGGCCCGAUCAGCGCACAGGGAACCCUCAUCGGAAUCGUAUCCUGGGGAGUUGGCUGCGCGGAUCCGUACUAUCCGGGGGUCUAUACCCGCCUGGCCCAUCCCACUAUCCGACGCUGGAUACGGCUCCUCACAAAGUUGUAGAUUGUUCGCUGAUUAAAUGGAACUUAAACAUUAAAAGAUUUCUGCAU
Molecule: messenger RNA, 1030 nt
Organism: Drosophila erecta
Lineage: Eukaryota; Metazoa; Arthropoda; Insecta; Diptera; Drosophilidae
Product: trypsin-4
Exons: 3
Coding region: 177-983 (268 amino acids)
Biological process (GO): proteolysis
Molecular function (GO): serine-type endopeptidase activity
Source: RefSeq, a predicted model, not a curated record